AUGGCAACCUUUGCGGAGCUCAGUACUAAGGCCAAGAUGCCCAUCUUGGGCCUGGGCACCUGGAAGGAAUUAUUAAGCAAAGUCAGAGAGGCUGUGAAGGUGGCCACUGACGUAGGAUAUCGCCACUUGGACUGUGCUUAUGCCUACGAGAACGAGCAUGAGGUGGGGCAAGCCAUCCAAGAGAAGAUCCGAGAGAAAGUUGUGAAGCAGGAGGUGGGAGGACUGCACUUCAAGUUGUGGCCCACCUUCUUGGAGAAGCAUCUAGUGAGGGAAGCCUGUCAGAAGACCCUCAAGGAUUUGAAACUGGACUAUCUGGACCUCUAUCUUAUUCACUGUUCAAUAGAAACCUUCUUGAACACCCUGAAGCAGACGGGAGAAAAAAAGUGUAAUGAUGUCAAGAUGUAUCAUACACCCACCUAUACCUUCUCUAUGGCCAUGGAGGAACUGGUGGACGAGGGGCUGGUGAAAAACAUUGGGAUCUCCAACUUCAACCACUUCCAGAUCGAAAGGCUCUUGAACAAACCUAGACUGACAUACAAACCAGUCAGUCAUCAGACUGAGUGUCACCCAUUCCUCAGGCAGGAGAAACUGAUCCAGUACUGCCAGUCCAAGGGCAUCACUGUCAUGGCUUACAGCCCUCUGGGCUCUCCAGAUAGACCUGGUGGGGAAAAUAUGGACUCUUCCCUACUGGAGGAUCCCAAGAUUAAGGAGAUUGCUGCAAAGCACAAAAAAUCCACAGCCCAGGUUCUGAUCCGGUUCCAUAUCAGUAGGAACGUGGUCGUAAUUCCCAAGUCUGUGAUGCCAGCACGCAUCGCUGAGAACUUUCAGCGCCUUGCCAUCUCUCAGGCCAGGGAGCUGACCUCAGAGCUGAGAUGA
Molecule: messenger RNA, 876 nt
Organism: Balaenoptera acutorostrata (minke whale)
Lineage: Eukaryota; Metazoa; Chordata; Mammalia; Artiodactyla; Balaenopteridae
Product: aldo-keto reductase family 1 member B10
Exons: 12
Coding region: 1-876 (291 amino acids)
Cellular component (GO): cytosol; mitochondrion
Molecular function (GO): aldose reductase (NADPH) activity
Source: RefSeq, a predicted model, not a curated record